Trichobilharzia regenti is the source of this 573-nucleotide messenger RNA. Lineage: Eukaryota; Metazoa; Platyhelminthes; Trematoda; Strigeidida; Schistosomatidae. The record is from the annotation of a GenBank genome assembly.
UAGUGUCAUGUGUCAUUAGUAUAAAUAGUCGAACAAAAUGUUCUAUCGGUAUCAAGUUAGGUAGUGCUUAUUCAGUAAAUCUUUCGGUAAAAUGGUGUCAAAAAUAAACCUCCUCAGGGUCGUUGGUCUGUGCAUGGUCAACAUUAUGAUGAUUAAAUCAGAUGAAUACAAGCUCCCGCUGACAGUUGGUGGAUUGGGAUAUUACACUGUCGAAUUUGGAGGGAUCAGUUUCACUAUGGGAAGUAACUACAACGUUUCAAUUCAGGAUAAGCGCUGUUCAUACUGGUUUGUAUUCGGCAGUACCCUUACUGACGAAGAAAUGACAACGAAAACUGGAAGGCGUCCCGGUUCAGUGUAUUGUAAAGGUUGGCAAAUUCCAAUCGAUUGGAAUGAAAAACCAUAAUAGAUUUGCAGCACAGCCAGCCUUCACACUCAUUGUAAUGCUGAAAAAUAGUUUCAUCUGUGCUUUUCCAAAUUCUUAGCUCAGUUGUUAAUGAAAUGAACACGCUUCAUUUUGUGAAUACUGAGUAUUUUUCUUCCUUUUUCCCUAGAUUAGAUCUUCUCUAAUAAAUU